This is a messenger RNA of Lycium ferocissimum, 845 nucleotides long. Its product is annotated as temperature-induced lipocalin-1-like. Bases 74 to 625 code for a protein of 183 amino acids. The transcript is spliced from 2 exons. The record is from RefSeq and is a predicted model, not a curated record. Lineage: Eukaryota; Viridiplantae; Streptophyta; Magnoliopsida; Solanales; Solanaceae.
AUAGCAUCUUUGGCUCCAGCCCUCAAAAUCUUGAAAAAGAAAAAGUUACUACUCUCUUUGAAAUUUUGCAAAAAUGGCCACAAAAGAAAUGGAAGUAGUGAGGAAUUUGGAUAUUGAAAAAUACAUGGGGAGAUGGUAUGAAAUUGCUUCAUUUCCCUCAAUAACUCAGCCCAAAAAUGGAGAGAACACUAGGGCCACUUACACUUUAAACCAAGAUGGAACAGUACAUGUAUUAAAUGAAACAUGGACUAAUGGAAAAAGAGCUUCAAUUGAAGGCAGUGCUUAUAAAGCUGAUCCUAAAAGUGAUGAAGCAAAACUUAAAGUGAAAUUUUAUGUUCCUCCGUUCUUACCAAUAAUUCCAGUUACUGCUGAUUAUUGGGUUCUUUAUAUUGAUGAUGGUUAUCAAUAUGUUUUGGUUGGUCAGCCUAGUAAGAAGUCUCUUUGGAUAUUAUGUAGGCAAACACAUCUUGAUGAAGAGAUAUACAACCAACUUAUUGAGAAGGCUAAAGAAGUAGGGUAUGAUGUGAGCAAACUUCACAAGACACCUCAAUCUGAUCCUCCACCAGGUGAAGAGGCCCCAAAGGACAAAGGAUUUUGGUGGAUCAAAUCUAUCUUUGGAAAAUAAUCAUAUCAGUAAAUAUGUUUUUAAUAAAAAAGGAUCUUCUACCAAUGUAAACAAUCAUGAAAAGUUGUAUUGUAAAAAAGAGUGUUGUUAGUUUUCGUUCCAAAUGUUUAAGGUUGUUCUUCUAGAACCUUGUAAAGUUGAUAAUAGUGGUGUGUGUGCUCUUGUAAGAGUUUGUUGUCAAUUUUGCAUUUGAAUUUUAUGGAUGAGAUGUUGAAUGUUA